GCAUUGAUAACCUUCCUUCCGAAAUUCAUUAUCAUUUUACUGAGUUAACAAAUAAGGAUCAAGAAAUUGAGCAACUGGCAGAGAGAAUAGAGCGUCGUAAGAAAAGACUGUGGUGUCUAUAUGAUGGUGUCCCGCUUGAAGAAGAUAGUGAUUGUUCUGUAAUGGAAAGUGUUUACGAAGAUCAAGACACAGAGGACGAUGACUCAGAUAGUGAAGUCGAAGAUCGUAACGAAGAUGAACAAAGCGACGAUCAUAUUGUUAAAAAGAAGCGGCGCCGUGUGUCCCGCGUUAUUACUGAAUUCGAAGACGAAGAAAUGUUAAAAGAUAAGAUAAUUAAAGAUUACGUAAGAGCUUCGCAAUUACAAGAUGAAAAGAUCGAAAUUGCUGAUAAGGCUCUGGCACUGGUCGAAAGGCAUAUAAAACGUCUUGAUGAAGAUUUUGAUAGUCUAUUUCCUCAACAUAAUCUUCGUGAAAAUCUUCAGGAAUCUUCUACUUCGGCUCCACCGAGUCCGUCCAGGUUAGAAUUAGUGUCAAACCAGCCAACGACACAUCACGUGAAUACCACAUCAACAUCACAAGCAACUAGAACACAAGUUCAACCAAUUCCAGCAGUAACACCUAUGUCUGCGUCCACAUUUCCUAAUACAUUUGAUUAUAAUAAAUUUUAUUAUCCCUCAUCAAGUGCUGAAUCUGAAGAAAUUCCAUUGCCAUUUUUACCAAAUCCAAGUCCGUCUGCAACACGGUGUAAUAAAGACUCUAUGAUCUCAGGUCGUCGGCCGCCUGCAGUACCUGUUAGUGGUAAUAGUGCAAGACGUCGAAAACAAAUUUCUCAGAAUAACAUAUCUACUUAUAUAUCAUCAAAUUCGGACGCAUCAAUGAAUAGUCAUCUCUCGAGAGGAAUCAAAGUACGAAUGCAGAAUGGUGAAGAAAAUGGUCCAUCGUCUGUUAAUGAUCAAAUCUCGAAUGGUGACAUUGAUCUAAAUAUAUUGGAUCCAAAUGCUGAUGCAUAUGAAAAUACACUUAUGACUGGCACCAACUCAUUCUCAUCAGGCUUUGUACAGCCUGUUGAUCCGAAUGAGCCAGUAUAUUGUAUUUGUAGACAAGUCAGUUUUGGGGAAAUGAUUGGUUGUGAUGGAGAGAAUUGUCCUAUUGAAUGGUAUCAUCUCGACUGUGUCGGACUCAAAGCUGUACCGGAGGGCAGGUGGUAUUGUGAUACUUGCAUAGGAAAUGCAACAAGCCAAAUGAAAAAAAGAAAAAGAGGUCGGCCAGCUGGAUCGUGA
Molecule: messenger RNA, 1280 nt
Organism: Dentiscutata heterogama
Lineage: Eukaryota; Fungi; Glomeromycota; Glomeromycetes; Diversisporales; Gigasporaceae
Source: the annotation of a GenBank genome assembly